This is a messenger RNA of Colletotrichum abscissum, 1533 nucleotides long. Its product is annotated as sugar transporter. The coding region runs from base 1 to 1533 and encodes 510 amino acids. The transcript is spliced from 7 exons. Gene Ontology annotation, molecular function: carbohydrate:proton symporter activity. Gene Ontology annotation, cellular component: membrane. Gene Ontology annotation, biological process: carbohydrate transport; transmembrane transport. NCBI's taxonomy places the organism in Eukaryota, Fungi, Ascomycota, Sordariomycetes, Glomerellales, Glomerellaceae. The record is from RefSeq and is a predicted model, not a curated record.
AUGGGCAUCCAAUCGGUGACACAGCACUUCAACAAGAGGCUCUUUGCCUCCGUGUUCCUCAUUGCCGUGUCGCAGUUCAACUAUGGCUUCGACAAUCAGGCCUUCACCUCGACACAGGCCAUGGACGCCUUUGAAAGGCAGUUUGGCGAGUACGACGACGCGACAAGGCAGUGGAAGAUUCCGACAUACUUCUUGUCGUUGCUGAAUAGUCUGAAUUACAUUGGCUUUGCUGCCGGCCUUGUGAUUGGAAGUCUGACUAGUGCACGCUUCGGUCGUCGCACGACUAUGAUCGUUAUGAGCGUAUACGCCCUGAUUAGUGCCACGGUCGUGGUCACAUCCACGACGAAGGAACAAAUUCUUGUAGGCAGAAUCCUGAACUAUGUCUACGUUGGAUUCGAACUGGCUGUGGUUCCCGUAUAUCAGUCAGAAAUCGUCCCCGCUCCAGUUCGAGGAAUGGUCGUUGGAACAUACCAACUCUCCAUUGGCCUUGGUGGCCUUGUCAUCAACUCCAUCUGCCGAGGAACAUCGAGCUUCCAAGACAGUCGAGCCUAUAGAAUCCCCUUCGGCCUCUUCUACGUUAUCCCAUCAAUUGUACUAGCUUUAAUCUGGUUCAUUCCAGAGUCUCCCCGCUGGCUCCUCCUCCGAGACCGCGUCGAAGAAGCCAGAAAAGCCCACCACCUCCUCCGCGAAGGAACCAUGUCCGAGAACGACAUCUCCAACGAGUUCGCAAAGAUCCAACAAUCCCUCCUUGAUGAACCCGAGCAAGGCCGUACAAAGGAGCUCUUCCAGGGCGUGAACCGCAAACGCACCGCCAUCGCCGUCGGCAUGUCCUUCUUCCAGCAGGCAACGGGCCAGGCGUUCGCAUCGCAGUACGGUGCCGUCUGGGUAAAGUCGCUUGGCACUUUAAACCCGUUCGAUGUCACGCUGGGGUCGUCGGCGCUGACGACGGGGUUGAUUAUUACGUGUUUGUUCUUGACGGAUCGGGUUGGGCGACGCAAAAUUCUACUUGUUGGUGCUGCGGUUCAGACAGUUGCACUAUACACGAUGGCCGGCCUCGGCGUACCAAGGCCUGUACCCAACGCCAAUAAGUCAGGCAUGGUCGGCAUGCUCCUUCUAUUCGGCGCCGGCUUCGGUCUAGGAUGGGGUCCCCUAACCUACGUAGUGGUAACCGAAGUCCCAGCACUCCGCCUCCGCGACCGUUCUCAGCGCGUCUCCUCUCUCGUCAACAUCUUCAUGAACUUCCUCGUUAACUUCACCCUGCCCUAUCUCCUCAACGCACCCUACGCCGCGCUACAGAGCAAAGUCGGCUUCAUCUUUGGCAGCAUCGCCGUCUGCUCGGCGUUGUUUGUCUUUUUCUGUGUACCAGAGUGUAAGGGGAGGAGUCUGGAGGAGAUUGAUCGCAUGUUUCACGACGGCGUGCCGGUGAGGCACUUUGGAGAUUAUCCGAGAUCCGAGGUACAGAUCAACGCGGCCAAGGUCGUUGAUGAGGAGGAUGCUGGUGAUAGGCAGCAUGCACCAGAGGAAGUCAAGUGA